This is a messenger RNA of Pelodiscus sinensis (Chinese soft-shelled turtle), 2495 nucleotides long. Lineage: Eukaryota; Metazoa; Chordata; Testudines; Trionychidae. The record is from RefSeq and is a predicted model, not a curated record.
GCGCAGGGCAGCGCGGAGCAGGGACCCGCUGGGAGAGCCAGCUAUGGCUGCAUGGAGCUGCUCUGUGGGAGCCAAGAGGCAGAGGGAAGCCGGGCACAGCUGGGCAAGGGGCCUGUGCCAAGCCCACCCCGGCCUGCGGCUGCAUGGAGCCCCUUAAACCUAGGGGUGCAGCGGAGGGCGCUCGGGGAGCUGGCCUCGGACACGGCGACGGCAGUGCUUCCGGACGGCCCAUGGGAGUCGGGGCCCAGGCCCCCCCACUGAGCUGGCUGGAGCAGGAGAAGCGCCCCCCCGGCAGGGGUGCCGGGGCAUGGGCCUGCUGGCGUGAGAGCUGCUGGAGGGGCCGGGGCAGGAUGAGCCUGCCCACGCCGGGCGGCUCCGUGGCCCUGGUGGAUUGCGCCCUGGUCUGCAACGGCCACCUGGCCGGCUCGCCCCGCGCCGUCAACCGGCCCAUCGACAUCGUGCAGAAGCACAGACGCUUUGACAUUGAGAAUGGCUUUUCGUCGGGGAGGAGCCCGCUGGAGCCCCAAACCAGCCCCGGCUCCGGGCAGCGGCGCGAGUCGUUCCUCUACCGCUCGGACAGCGACUACGACCUGUCUCCCAAAGCCAUGUCCCGGAACUCCUCCAUCACCGGCGACCUGCAUGGAGAAGACAUGAUCGUCACGCCCUUCGCGCAGGUCCUGGCCAGCCUGCGCACCGUCAGGAGCAACUUCGCCACGCUGACGCAUCUGCAGGACCGCCCGACCAGCGAGCGCUCUCCCCAAUGCUCCCUGCCCUAUCUCCCUGCGUCCCUUUCCACAGAGGAUGCCUGUCAGAAGCUGGCGAUCGAGACCCUGGAAGAGCUGGACUGGUGCUUGGACCAGCUGGAGACCCUGCAGACCAGGCAUUCCGUCAGCGAGAUGGCCUCCAACAAGUUUAAAAGGAUGCUGAAUAGGGAACUGACGCACCUCUCGGAAACCAGCCGCUCUGGCAACCAGGUGUCCGAGUACAUCUCCAGCACCUUCCUGGACAAGCAGCAUGAGGUGGAUAUUCCCUCCCCGCCGCCCCAGGAGGAGGAUGCAGAGGAGCAGCAGCUCCCCAUGGUGCAGAUCACCGGCGUGAAGAAGCUAACGCACAGCUCCAGCUUCGCCAGCGCCAGCAUCCCGCGCUUCGGGGUCAGGACGGACCAGGAAGGGCUCCUGGCCAAGGAACUGGAAGACACAAACAAAUGGGGUCUCGACAUGUUUAAAAUCACAGAGUAUUCUGGCAACCGCCCGCUGACGGUCAUCAUGUACAGCAUCUUCCAGGAGCGGGACCUGAUGAAGACCUUCCGCAUCCCAGCUGACACCUUCAUCACCUACAUGAUGACCCUGGAGGACCACUACCGGGCCGACGUGGCCUAUCACAACAACAUCCAUGCUGCAGAUGUGGUCCAGUCCACGCACGUCCUGCUGUCCACGCCGGCUCUGGAGGCUGUGUUCACCGACCUGGAGAUCAUGGCCGCCAUCUUCGCCAGCGCCAUCCAUGACGUCGAUCACCCCGGCGUGUCAAACCAGUUCCUGAUCAACACCAGUGAGUUCAGCCCCUCUCCCCGCCAGGGACCCACGGGGCCAGCUCUGUCACCGGCCAGCCCCUGGAGAAACGUGCUGGCCACAGACAUGUCCAAACACAUGAACUUGCUGGCCGACCUGAAGACGAUGGUGGAGACGAAGAAGGUGACCAGCCUGGGAGUCCUGCUGCUGGAUAACUACUCGGACCGAAUCCAGGUGCUGGCCACAGACAUGUCCAAACACAUGAACUUGCUGGCCGACCUGAAGACGAUGGUGGAGACGAAGAAGGUGACCAGCCUGGGAGUCCUGCUGCUGGAUAACUACUCGGACCGAAUCCAGCGCCGCCUUUUCUCACAGGUGGGCUUCAUCGACUACAUCGCUCACCCGCUGUGGGAGACCUGGGCCGACCUGGUGCACCCCGACGCCCAGGAGAUCCUGGACACACUGGAGGACAACCGGGAGUGGUACCAGAGCAUGAUCCCGCACAGCCCCUCCCUGGCGCCCGAGGGCCGGAAGUUCCAGUUUGAGCUGACACUGGAGGAGGAGGAGGGCGAGUCAGACAUGGAGCCGGAGGAAGCCGAGAGCCCGCUGGAGGAGGACAACAGCGGCAGUGACUCCCAGGCACUGGCCACGGACGACUCGGAGUCGGCAGAGCUCGAGCACCUGUCCCCUGGCUCAGCCGGCAGGGACUCCCCGCCCCCUGCCCCUGGCGGCCUGCCCAGGAACAUGCUGGUCAAGCAGAAGGAGGCUUUGUGCUUUGACAACAGCAGGGCUCCGGAGAGGACGCUCUCACCGCUCGAAGACGGCACCUCAGCAGGGUGCCCGGAGCUAGGCCGCAGCAGGAGCCGGGAGCGGGGGGGGCUGGGCCUGGACACGGAGGGGAACCUCACGUUUCUGCCGCUGGGGACGUAACAGGCAGGGCCGCCGGGCCCGUGGCUUAGGCCUGGGAGCCCCCCGGAGCACGGGGCC